Messenger RNA from Linum tenue, 2217 nucleotides. Lineage: Eukaryota; Viridiplantae; Streptophyta; Magnoliopsida; Malpighiales; Linaceae. The record is from the annotation of a GenBank genome assembly.
AUUUAUUGGUUAAAAAACUAAUCCCCUCUUUCCUGCUCUCUCCUUUUUUAUCAUCUUCACUUUUAAGGCUUAAGCCCAUUCCUUUCCUUUCCUUCCUAUAACCACCGAUCCGAACCUUCUCUUUCCUUCCCCUCUCUCUCUCCUUUACCUUCUUCCUGCGUUUCGGAUUUCCAGAAUCUAUAUCUGAUCCCGGCGAGCUCGACGUCGAAGGGAGGCGCCCGCCGAGAGAUUCGCAGGGAGGAGAAGGAGUGUCCUGUAAUCUAGGGCUCAUUAAUUUAUUCGGUCGUUCCUUUUCCCGGUGAAAGCCCGUCCGUCGCUGUUUCAAAUUCUUACUCCCCUCCGGCAGCGCUCCUUUUUGUUUUUUGUUUAACCUGUUGAGUGGGGAGUUUUUUGGCCUGUAUUCGAAUUCAAUUUAAAUGGCAACCAGUUUUGACCGAUGGGAGAAGGAUCCAUUCUUCCCUGCCGCUGAGGAAGUUCAGGAGUCCGCCGACAGGAUGGAAUCGACCUACAGAACAUGGCUUCAUGCCAAGAAACACAGUUCUACUAUGUGGGACGCAGAGGAACUCCGCCGGGAUUUACAUACAACCCUAGGCACCACCAAAUGGCAGCUGGAGGAGUUUGCUAAGGCUGUGAAAUCGACUUACGUUAAUAGCUCUACUGAUGGUGCUAGAGAAAGACAUAGUCAAUUCAUUAUUGCGAUUGAGGACCAAAUUUCUAGAGUAGAGACGUCACUGAAGGAAUCCGCCAAUUCAGUAGGGGAUGCAUCGUUACCUUGGGUGAGCUUGGAUGAAGGCGAGCGAAAUGAACUUGCAGCAUUUCUCUCAGGGCCACCUCCAAUAAGUGGAGAAAACAGUUCUAUGAAAAGUGAUAGGAGCGAUAAGACUGUUGAAGAAGCAAUGCCCGAUGAUUGUUCGAAGGAGGCUAGUCAUUCCGUUGAGUGUGCUUAUCCAGAGACCAAAGAAGAGAUGUCUUAUGGCCACAGAAGGUCAGUUAGCGCAGGUGCUGAUAUGGGUGCUUGGAAGAUUCCGAUUGGUGUAGAUGGGGUCCAACAGGAUUCGUUUAAGGCAGAGUCCCAGCAACCUCCCAGAAAGAUACCUAGUCUAUCUGUGAUUGUUAGUUCCAUUGAAUCUAUGCCCAAACUGAAAUGGCCAAAGAAUGGUGUUAGGAAGUGGAAGGCAAUGGAUCGUUAUGAAGAAUCUGAUUCUAUUCCAUUGCAUUCUUCACAUUUAACUAGGGGUAUUAAUUCAUGCUACGAGAAAAGCAAGAGCUGUCUGGAAGGCUGUGAUGAAUAUUACGAUAAGCCGCUUUAUGGCUGGUAUGGUGCAUUACAGAGACAACUUCAAAGAUCUCAAUAUCAGAUGCAAUAUGGUCGACCCAUUCAAUCAGUUUUGUGGCUUUUCAUUCUCUUCUGCUUUAUUGGUGAGUGCACUCAAGACUUUCUCAUGUUAUUUCGUCUGUUCUUGAUUUGUUUUGCAAUGUUUGAUUGCAUUCUGUGCACUAUAAGACCCUUAACAACAUUCUACAACAGAUGGGUGAAGAACUGGAAAAUGAGGGGGGUGUAACAGAAGGGGAGGAUUCUGAUGUGAAGACGAAGGAGUCGACGACGGCGUCAGAUUAGAGAGGUGACUAGUUACAGUUAUUAGCUAUAGGGUUAUCUAUCUGUGACUUGUUUGUAUCCAUAUAUGAAUAUGUCGUGUCAGACAGUCCCCAGCCUGCCAAAUUUGUCGCUUUUCUCAUGUACACCCAUGUCUCGUCUAUUUUGAUGAGGAGCUGUCGGUCUUUGUAUUGUUGUAUAAAGAAGAAACACAGGCCAGGAAAUGCAGUGGAGAAGGUUUGACUAUUUUGGCAAAGGAGAUUAUAUACUCGAAAAGUUAUAACCACCAGUUGGUGUGUGUGUGUGUGUUGUGUAGAUAAGCAUAUCUUUCUGUUUCUGGGUAGUUGGCUGCUAAGAAUGAGUUGAUGAGUUGGGCGACCAAAGCCAGAUGGGGUCUUAAUGUAAUGAGUAAUGACCAAUAGUGGUAGCCGUUUGGCUGGUUGGGUGGUACAGCUGCUAUGCAAUGCGAAGCAAGCUAAACGAACAUGUAUCAUGAGUGAAUAUGGAGGGGUUGGAGAAAGGAUAUGGGUACACUAGUUGCUAUGCAAUUAACUUGCUUACAAAUGGCUCGAUGCUUGGUUCAGAAAAAGUUCGACUCAGUAUUUAAUGAGCUCGAUCAUUAG